AUGCCGCUGCAUAUCGGCUGGACAGGCCUUGAGCCUCUAUUGGCUGGAUGCCAGGGCAUCCGUGCGCCAGCGCCGUUUGCUGGUGAGUUUGGCCAUCAAGGUCAACACGUGCAGCACCGUGACCUUUGGUUGCUCACGAGACUUCAAGGAGAAGCCUACCGAGCCACUGAACACUUAGCAGUUGCGGACUUGCGCCGAAAUGAUGGUUGGUUGCAAGUCAUUCGGGCCUUGGAUACCCACUAUGCCUUCUUGCCAGAGACUGAGUUGCAUGAAGCAAUUGAUAGCUUCCUGUUUGACCUGCGGAAAAAGCCCCAUGAAGGUGCCACAGCCUUUGCAUCGAGGUUCAAAACAGCCUUGUCCCGAGUUCAAGCACUGAUAGCCCAGGAGAGGCCAACAGCCAAGACCAAGAAAGUUGGAAAGAAAGGAAAGGGUUCUGUUGCCAGUGCCGAGCCCGACAAUAGCAGCUUAGAACCUAGUGAUGAUGGGUCCGAACCAGGAUCAACCAGUCGUGAGCCAGCAGCCGCCCCAGUUGAUGCAUCCGCAGAAGCAUCCGGCCAAGCAGCAGGUAGUGUGCGAUCUGAAACCCCUGCACCAAAAGCCGCAGCCUCACCGCCUGGUGAUGCUGAUGAGCAAAGAACUGCCCGGAGUCAUGAUACAUCCGAGCAGAGACGUCGCCGUCAUAGCAGUCGAGGUUCCAGAGGUACGCACUCAGGUGAUAGAAAGAAAGAAGAGCUGAAAAUGGCAUACAUGCUAGGAACCAUAGAGGUUGGCCACACCAAGCCUUCGCCGAUCUUUCCGUCCACUGUUUUGGGUCAUUUGUUCAUGCGCAAAUAUGGUUUGAGCCGAGAGCAGAGAGCCCAAGUCAUCCGUGCCACUGGCGGUUCAUCCCGCUUUGCAGAAGUCGAGAGGAUUCUCCGUGCCUCCGAUUUUGAUGAAUCCCGCAGCCGUCAUGAUGAAAGACGCCCACACAUGCACCAUGGCAGUUCCCGCACUCCCCGACGGGAAUCAUAUGCAGUUGCCCACCGUGAGCACGAUGUACAUGCCAUGGAAGAUGAUUCGUCCGAUCUGCAAGAGCCUUUGACGAGUGGUUCAGGUUCCGAUGAUGCAUACAUGGCUGAUCAACAUGCUGAAGGUCCUCCUGACCAAGAUGAGAAUGAUUCCGACUUGGAGUUGCAAGAGAUAUACGAGAUGAAACAAAAAGCCAAGAAAGACUUCAAGAAGUCAUUCAAGACCUACAAAGAAAGCCGUAGAAGGGUCAAGGAAAUAAAGAAAGCAAGACAGCCAUACUACCCAGUAGUUGCCUUGAGUCAGCCAGGUGAUAGCAGUGCCAGCACUUUGCAGCCUGCCAAUGCCUCAUCUGCACCAAAGAAACAAGAGUUCAGGUAUGACAAGUCCAAGCAGCAAAAAGUGUUUCCGCCAAAGCGUCAGCCACGGAAAGAAGAUGCCCAUUUCACCACUGGGACCGUAGCCACUGACUUUGCUUAUAUGGUUGUCACACAAGAGUGGAACAACGAAAGUCCUACCUUGGAUGUUUUAUUGGCCUCCAUUCCCGAUGGUUUUGCAAUCAUUGACACUGGAUGCACUACAAGCGUGAUAGGUCUUGACACUGCAGUUCGCUUCCAGAAACUCUUCGAGCAGAAGGGCCUCCCUAGCCCUGAAAAGUGCACUUUGCCAGCUGUUGAGUUGAAAGGCUUCAGUGGGGACCGUAGAAUCACCACCUAUGGACUGAAAUGGACAGUGAAGAUUGGAGAACUUUGGGGUACUAUCACAACGUACGUGGUCAAUGGCCCUACACCUUUUCUCUUGUCAAGGCGAGUUCUGGAAGGGAUGGAAGCCAAUCUGGAUAUGGGAAAAGGAACAAUCAGUAGCACCAAGCAUGGUAUGAAAGAUGUGCCGUUGAAACGUGCUGCAAAUGGCCAUUUCCUUUUGCCGUUUUGUGAUGAGCCUUCAGAGUUUGAGCCCACAUGUCCGCCUUCCUGUAAGAGUGCAGAUGUAGCCAUCACUGAUGCCACAGAUGGCUCACCUGAUGUUGUCUCCGUGUCAGAGUCCGAGACUGCUGGAUCCGAAUCAGCAGUGCCAAGCAAUGAGCCCAAUGACAAAGCCGCAGAAGAUGCCACAACAUCCAGUUCCAUGGAGAGGCGUGACAAACCGCCGUGCCGUCGAACUAGGAAGCAAGUUUUGCAACAUGUUGUGAAGAACACUAGGAAGGGUGUUGUAAAUGUGGAUAGGUUUAGAAAUGAACUUGUCCAGUUGUUUGGAAGUAGAGCCUCAGAAUGCACGCAUGCAUAUGUAGCAUAUAGGCCAAGGUUAGAACGUAUUCCAGAAGAUGCUGAUAAGCAGCCAUACUUGAGAAGUAUCGCAACCCUGACCAGUGAGGGUGAAAUGUCCAUACAGCCAUGGAACACCCGUGCCGCAGGCAGUGAGAAGGCCAGAGUUGUACAGACCAACAUAGCCCUGUAUGUUUACAUCCCAGUGCAAGGUGUGCAGCUUCCGCCGAAGCCUGAAUCCGAGAAACACUCCGGAUGCCAUUGUCUCUGCUGCAGCGAAGAUUACGAUCAGGUUCUUGACGAGUUGAGAAACUGGUUAGGUCCACAAGCUCCAGCCUUAGAUAGCCCAGUUCACAUGAUCGAGGUGUUCACUGACCAUGCACCACUUGCCAGAAAAGUUUCCGAACGUACUGGUAAGAGCAGUAUCAUUUUGGGUUUGAACCAUGGACAAGAUUUCAACAGACUUCAGGACCGACGUUUGCUCAUGUACCUGUUAGCUGUUCUAAGGCCGAAACAUGUUUGGUUUUCUUUUCCAUGUGGUUGCUGGGGACCCUGGAGCCGUUUCAACAUUGCCAAGGGUGGCAAAUCACAAACCACAGUUUUGCAGCAGAGAAAGGAAGCAAGGCGCCACUUGCGUGCAGUUUCUGAAGCCUGGCAACUUCAACGCUUGCUCGGAGGACAUUGUCAUGCAGAAAACCCACUCACCUCAGAAGCAUGGUCCGAGAUUUUUGUAGGUGAAGUUUUCGAUGUACGCAUGGACAUGUGCAGUGUAGGAAUGCGAUGCCCCAAGACAAAUGUUCCACAAAUGUUGCGUUUAGCCAAGCGUUGCAAGUCCUCAGCGGAAAUGCAGACAGCCAUCAAGCAGUUCAAGUGUUCCGUUUGUGAAGAGCUUAAGGUGACCAACCGCGUGCUGAGACAUAUGGCCCAACGAAAAGUGGUAGGCACAGAAAGUGAAAGCGGUGGUCCCACGCCACGUGUGGUUUGGGUGUCCUACAAUGGAUAUCUUUACCGCUGCAGUCCAGAAGGUUUGAGACCAGUUCCCGAGGACGAAGCUGAGUUUAGAAGCCUUGCCAGAUCCCUAGCCGAAGGGAGAUUGCACCCAGAGCUGGAAAACGCAGAACAAAGUGUUUCAAGUAGGUCAGGCCAGUUUGCUGAUCUCACCAAGGAACAUGAGCCUAUGGAUGAGGACCAUGAACUGGAGGAAGAUCUAUGGGAGGAACCUAAUGAUCCCGAAAAAGAACUUGAUGAAGGUGAUCCAGCCGUGCAAUCCGAGCAAACUUCUCAUGCUGAUCCGAGCGUUGCAGCCCAGGAAUCUCCAGCAGAUCCAUCAACCGAUGGUGCCGAUGCCAUGAAACAACCAGAUCCACCACCAGAGGAAGUAGAGAUCAACUAUAGGAAACUCAGCGUAGAAGACAAAGCAAAGUUCGAAGUAGCCAUGAAAAAGGUACACCGAUACGUGAUGUUUCUCUCUUACGGCAGUGUGCCGGACAGCUGGCAUGGGCCGCUGGGUCCACACGGAGAUGCAGGCCAUGCCAAACGUGCAAAUGGAGACUCACAAGGUGGUUACCUGCUAGGUCUCACCAAUCCAAGCAUGCGCGACCGCAAGCAAGCACCGAUGUGGUUGGUAGACUGGGCCAGCAAAAAGCUGAAAAGAGUUGUGAAGUCGUCCACAGCGGCUGAAACUCAUGCCGGAAUCAAUGCAAUGGAUGCAAUUGAGUUCUUUCAAGCCUUGUUAGCAGAGACAAUUCAUGGUAUAACCCCAAAACAGUUCAGACUGCAGGUGCCAAAACACACCGCCUUGUUGGCUGUGGAUUCCAGAGGUUUUUACGAUGCUGCAAGCAAGUUGAGCAGUGCGUCAACCAGUGAAGAAAAGAAAUUGGAAAUCGACUAUGCCAUAGCGCGUCAAGCCAUUCAAAUGUCUCGCAAGAUGCAGAAGUCCGAUCCAAGCGCACCAUUGACGCCAGAUGAGUUCAAUGUUGUGUGCCAUCUCGUGACUCGUGCAGCCAUGAAUGGACAGAGUGUCGAGCUGUUCAACCUUCUCUUUCGUGAGAAUCCUGGAUUGAGCGACCUGGUGAAAGAUGAUGUAGCCAAGGGAGCCACCGGCAGCAUGCAUGCCAACGGCAGCAUGCAUGAUGGCAGCAAGCGCCAGCGUGACGUGGCCGAUCCUUUUGAUUUUCCUGAAGGUGUGAAACUGCAAGAGAAUGUGAAGAUCCCACUGGGGAAUGAGGUCACAGACAUCGAUGAUUGGUCCACAACCAAGUUGACCAUGAAGAAGUACGAGAGUAAGGGAUGGAGAUACUCCAAUCUUGUGGAAGCCGCCAAGAAUGACAAAGAGGUUCAGAAGUACAUGACCUGGAUUGUGAAGACUUACGGAAAGGACAUUUCCGAACCUUGUGAGAAUCAGGCGACCGAUCUCGCCCGUUUCCUACUCCGUAUCAACUGGUUGGAAGUGAUUCGUGAUGCCGCUGCAUAUCGGCUGGACAGGCCUUGGGUGGCGCAGCGCGGGUUCGCCCUGUUCCAGGCAGCCCUCCGGGAGUUAGCAGAGAUGCUCCACAAGGCCAAGAAGGAAUGCCGCAUGAAACAGAGCCAGAACUGUUUGCCCCUGCUGCAGGACUUACGCAAGCGGAUGUGGCCCUACGUCCUGGGGGAACUGGCAGAGACCGGUGCAGGCUUAGACUUCGCUCCCAAUAAGAUCCUCGAGGACCGCGUGCCCAAGCCCGCCAUCUUCCGUGCAGCGCUGAAGCCCAAGCUGUGUAAUGGAAAAGGACAAGCUAUGUACUUUGUGGAUCUGACAGAAACCAAGAAUAAAGGCCUCUUACAGGACCUAAGCAAGGUCAGCCGGGGGCACUUGAAGCUGCGGUCAAAAAAUGCCAAGGUCAAGAGCUGUAAGAACUUGGUACCCAAGGGUGAGCCUCGUCAGCGGCAGAACACCUUCGUGUUGAUCCGGGAUCCCUUGGCUCGUUUCAUCUCGGGCUAUGCUGCCAUUGAGAAAGAGCUCAAGCAGAAAGAAGCUGAAGGAUUGGCCAUGGAGGAGUAUCAGUUUCUUAGCGAAGCCAAGAACAACCUCACUAAGCGGGCCACUCUCUUCUUGCAUCGUUUCUUUAAAGAUGGCGCCAACUACAGCAGUCACGUUUCUUCCAUGUCUGAGUAUGUCGGCAGCGUCAGCAGCACAUGUCGGGAGCUUCCGAAGCAGUGGUUUGCAAAGGUGGAGAAUGCGACCCAGACCUGGACCAUGUUUCUGAAGAGAAGGGGCUGCAAGAAGGCCCUGGAAAGUUUCACCUCUUUCAAUACAACUGAGAGAGGAGGAAAAUAUGAGGUGGCCAUGAGCUCGACCAUCGCGGAUAGAGAAAGUCCCUUUACGCCUUCCGAUAACAAGAUCUUCGUGGACGGCAACGCCUCCAAGGCCUCCAAGGCCUCCAAGGCUUCCAAGAAAUCCUUGCUGUCGAUGGAUGCUGCCGAGAGCUCCUAUGGGAUGGUCAUGAGCCAAUUGAUGGGCUUGAACAACUAUGUCUACCUGAGAGCCUUUUGUUGGCUGAGCUUGCCGGAUUAUGUGAUCUUCGACUAUGGUUUGCCACAGCCUUGUCAUCGCGAGGAUAUGGACGUCAUUUUAAAACUCUCCAAGCAGAAGGUUGAAGAAGACCCACUGAUGAAUCCUGGCAAGAAGAAUAAGCAGAAUAAGAAGAACAAGAGAAAGCAGGGCCUAGAUUGGAGCAAGGUGAUGAUAGAUCCCAUGGUGGAAAAGAAGGAGAAGGGACCGAUUCUUGGCGAUUCUGGCAGAAUGAGGACAACGAAGGUGAUGGGAUAUAAAGAUGUGAAGAUUGUGAAGACGGGCUCUGCAGGAAUCGGUCAGGGACUCCUGGCAGAGUCUUCAAAGAGUAGUCGGGCGGCGUUGAAAUCAGCGAAGACUGAUCGCGCCCAAGAAAUGUUGGAAGAUCAACUGCACAAAAGCAUCCCCGGACGAGAUGAUCCAGAUGUGGAGGAUCAAAAGAGUGAAGAAACUCAGGACACGCAAAAUGAGGUGGUUGCCAUGGAGACGCCUUUGAGGCAUUUCGAACAUUCCAACAGCGUCUUCAACUUUCGCGCCCAGAUGUCAUCGAAGAAGUCCAGCAAGCCGAACCGUCCUGACAGUGGCGAUUUGUCCAAGAUGAUUCGCCAGGACCCGGCAUGGCAAGCGGCUCAAAGGUCGAAGGUCACGAAUCCACUCAGCCCGGAAGGUCCCGAAUCUGAGUCGGAGAUUGCAGAGGUAGAUGAUGUGUGA
This is a messenger RNA of Cladocopium goreaui, 6525 nucleotides long. NCBI's taxonomy places the organism in Eukaryota, Dinophyceae, Suessiales, Symbiodiniaceae. The record is from the annotation of a GenBank genome assembly.